Molecule: messenger RNA, 3479 nt
Organism: Fundulus heteroclitus (mummichog)
Lineage: Eukaryota; Metazoa; Chordata; Actinopteri; Cyprinodontiformes; Fundulidae
Gene: sall4
Product: spalt-like transcription factor 4
Exons: 4
Coding region: 200-3454 (1084 amino acids)
Biological process (GO): regulation of transcription by RNA polymerase II
Cellular component (GO): nucleus
Molecular function (GO): RNA polymerase II cis-regulatory region sequence-specific DNA binding; DNA-binding transcription factor activity, RNA polymerase II-specific
Source: RefSeq, a predicted model, not a curated record
UUUGAAUAACGUGGAAGCACUUGGACUGGAGCCAAUCAGCUGUCAGGAGGCUGCGAUAAAUCGCAAUGCAUUAUUGAUAAUAAUAAUCACGUUGACAUGCGCAUUUCCACUGGAGGGGGGCUAAUUUUUCCAAGGCGAGGAAUUUGUAGAAGAAGCGGAGGAAAAUCGCCUGCGACUCUUUGCUCCUGAUGGUCGCACCAUGUCGAGGCGCAAGCAAGCCAAGCCGCAGCACAUCAACUCUGACGAGCCUGGCUCCGUGGAAACGGGGAUUCCUCGGGAUGAUCAAGCGGAGGAUGCAGGCGAUGAUGUGAAGAGGUUGAGGCUGGAUGGAACCAGAGUCUGCGGCAAGUGUUGUGCCGAAUACUUUGAUGAAGCCGAGUUUCUGGAGCACGAAAAAAAUUGCCCCAAAAGUCAGCAAGUCGUCAUCAUGAAAGAGGGAGACUGCGACGAGGUGCCCGAGGGAUAUUCUCAAGGGUCUCCUGAGGACCUGAAGAGUGACCAUGAUGACGGUCAGUCCAGUAACCAUUCCAAUACAGACCAGCAGGACCGGGCGGAGGAAGAGUCCAGCAUGAACGCGGAGGACUCGGGACACCAGGAUCAAGGAGCGACGUCUUCUAGUCCUGCGAGAGCUUUCCAGCCUUCACCUAAAAUCCAAGAUUCAAACGUCACCCUUCAAACCCUGCCCGACACUAAAGUGGCUGUCUCCCAGCAUUCUUCGAAUUCGUCCCAGGCCUCGCCGCAGGACGUCCUCCAAGCUAUCCCCAUCAUCUUGGAACAGCUAGUGUGCCUUCAGCAGCAGCAGCUGCAGCAAAUCCAGCUCACAGAACAGAUUAGAAUCCAGGUCGCCAUGAUGGCCCCGCAGGGUCUGCAGCCGUCGGCCGGCACAGCGAUGGAUCCCCUCAAAGCUCUUGGUGCACACCUGUCUCAACAGCUGUCUGCGGCGGCCGCUCUGAUAGGUAAGAGGACCGGCAGCCAGAGUCUUUCCAUGGAGUCAGGAAAACAAGGUAAACUACCUCUCCCCACUGGACUUCCCAACUCUCUGGGUUCAGGACUGGGGUCGCUGGCCUCUAAAACUGACAUUUUGAAGGGUGUUCCAGAUCUGGUGAGCCGUUUACCGGCACUACUCCCCCAGUCACCGGGUGUCAUGGGUUACCCUAGCCCCUUCAAUGGCAUCCAACCGGGGAGCGACUCUUCUAAGAAGCUGAAAGCGAAGAUGCUGUCCCUGCCACCAGAGUCAAAGAACGGCGAGUCGCUGUACAAGCACAAGUGCAAAUACUGUGGAAAGACCUUUGGCAACGACAGCGCCCUCCAGAUUCACCUGCGUUCUCACACCGGAGAGAGGCCUUUCAAGUGCAACAUCUGUGGAAACCGCUUCACAACCAAAGGAAACCUCAAAGUGCAUUUCCAAAGACAUAAAGAUAAAUACCCUAACAUCAGUAUGAAUCCCCAUCCUGUACCUGAGCAUCUUGACAGUAUUCCCACCAGCAGCGGCAUUCCCUUUGGCAUGUCCGUGCCCAUCGACGAGUCGAAUUUGAUUGAAGUCAAGCCUGUCCUGAGCCACCCAGCAGCUGGCUUCCAUCCGCAGUCCAUUCCAGGAUUCAAGCCCAAGUUUGAGGGCUUCGGGAGCGACCCGUUCUCUCAGAAGCCUUCCCCGUCGACGAGUGACGGCUCCCCGUCCGUUUCCGCGGUGUUCGGACGAGACCCGGCACUGGAUCCGCAUCACAGGGAGGCUAAAGAACUGCUCGGCGCGUUCCACCACAUGAACGGCGCGGCCCUUCCGGGAGAACCGAGCUCCGGGACGGCGAAGCUUCAGCAAAUGGUGGACGGCCUGGAAAAGAGGACCAACGAUCCCAACGAGUGCGUGAUCUGCCACAGGGUGCUAAGUUGCCAGAGCUCGCUGAAAAUGCAUUACCGCACGCACACCGGCGAAAGGCCGUACAAGUGCAAGAUCUGCGGCCGUGCCUUCUCCACGAAGGGGAACCUCAAGGCUCACUACGGAGUGCACCGGGCCAACACUCCCCUCAAAAUGCAACACUCGUGUCCCAUCUGCCAGAAGAAGUUCACCAACGCCGUCGUUCUGCAGCAGCACAUCCGUAUGCACAUGGGCGGGCAGAUCCCCAACACUCCCAUGCCAGAAAGCCAGUAUGACGCAGCAGAAGCAAUGGAGCCGUCCCUCCCGGAGAAGACGAUGGAACACGGUGGCGUCGAAGGGACCGCGGAAGGUCCCGAACCAGAGCUCAACCCCCAGAAGCUGAGCGACUCCUUAAACGCUCUCCCGCCUGCCAGUGAAGAGCAGCAGCAGCAGCCUCAGACGCUCGCGGCGCCGCCACCGUUUUCCAGCCUCGACGUCCUGAAGAACCUCACCUCCGCUCUGGCCCUGAAACGACAGAGCAGCACCGCCUCAGAAGGCGACGGGAUGCCCAAAGGCUCGCCGCCAGGCCACAGGGAGCCCGAGUAUCAGAACGGCCGCAGUCCCGCCGUCUCCGACUCGGCCGCGUCGUUUCGCUCCUCCUCUCCGCUGAACAACGCGAGCAGCAAGUCGCCCGGGUCAGCGGGCGACGAAUCCGCCAACGGCCUGUCAAAGCAAGAGCCUGACGGAGCUCAGGACGCGAGCGAGUCAAGUGGAGCUCUUGACCUCACGGCUUCAAGCAGCUUCAGCAGCAAAGUUAUCAAAGAAGAACCCGGCAUCCCGUUUACAAAUGGGGACUACGCUCCCAGCAACAUACCUUUUAUGAAAAUGCCUCCGAGUUUGGGUAGCCUGGAGAUGAAGAUUCCGGCCGAGAAUCCUUUGGGCCCUCAUGGAUUGUUCAGCUCCCAAAUGCCUCAGGGAACAGCGAUACCCUCGUCUCUCUCCAGCGCACCUCGGCGGUCCACCAAGCAGCAUAUAUGUAACGCCUGUGGCAAGAACUUCUCGUCGGCCAGCGCAUUGCAGAUCCACGAGCGCACGCACACGGGGGAGAAGCCCUUCGCUUGCAACAUCUGCGGCAGGGCUUUCACCACCAAGGGAAACCUGAAGGUACACAUCGGCACCCAUAUGUGGAACAACUCUUCCCGCCGUGGCCAGCGCCUUUCCCUGGACAAUCCCAUGGCGAUCAUGGCGAUCGGCCCCGAGGCCAAGAUCCUCCCAGAAAUGAUGCAGGCGCCCAAAGAUCUGGGCGCGCCGCAGCUGAGCUUCGACCCCUCCAUCUGGAACCAGUAUUCUGCCGCCGCCUUCACCGGCGGCUUGACCAUGAAGACCAAUGAAAUUUCAGUCAUUCAGGGGGGCGGCAUCCCGCUGCCCGGGAGCCCCGGCGGGGGGCCGCUGAUCGGAUCCACCGGAGGCCUCUUGAAGAUGGAUGGAUCGCACUCCGGCUUGCCAGCCACCAUGGCUGAGAUAGAAAAGAACAGCUCAGAAGGCGUACCAAAGUCACAGUUUCCCCAUUUCAUGGAAGAGGGCAAAAUUGCUGUUAAUUAGUUGUUGUUGUUUUUUUUUUUGUAUC